AGACCAGAGCAGCAUUUUUUAUAAGGGUAUAUUCACACUGCACAAUGUUCAGAGCACGGUGAUACAAAUGUAGAUUAAAAGGAAUAAUUCUGUAGUUUACAAAGCUGGAAAUCUAACAACCAAAAUGGAUGUAUGGUUUUUAUUUUUUGUAUUGAAUACUCACAUUUUCUUAGAUUUGGCAUGUUGCUUGUUGCAGAGAAAGAAAAACAGAAUGCUAUGUCAGAAAGGCCCAAAAUGGAAGGUGAGAUGGGGAAAUGAACUGGAUUAGUGGCAGUAUUUACAGAAACACAUUCUGCCCUUCAUAUUUAGCGUUUUCAUACUGUAUUUAAUGUGUGGAUAUCCUCUCUACUCCAAAAAUGCAAUCUAAAGAGUUCCCCUUAACUUGACCAAAGUAGCCACUUAACUUGAUGUCGAUUUCAAGAAAUAUAAAUAUCGCAGCCUUCUGUUCCAAAAAAAACAAAAUUUCCAAUAAAGGCCGUGAGUGGUAACAGGUGGUUUUUGGACUUGUACGCACUUCCGAGUUGAUUUAUUUAUUGUAAAAGUAGAGACAAAAUAAUUAUUAAAAACGUCUUGCAACUUAGUCGAAAUUAAAAAUUAUCUCAAUUUAAUGUUUGAAGCUCUACAAAAGUGGUCAAAAAAUCAUUUUACAAAACCUCCCGUCCUCACCAGACAUUUACCAAACAGCAGACCUCCACCAAGCACCCGGUGUGUUCUUCAUUACUCAAAUUAAUGGGAGGGUCUAACAAUUAACAACUAAAACUAAACAAUUCCAAAUAUAAAUAUUAAUUACAAAUUUUGGUUCUAAAUUAACUUAAAUAUAUUCUAACUACCCAAAGAACAAAACUAAAUAGGUAGAAAUUACAAACUACAAAAAUUUGGCAUAAAUGGCCACAACAAUAACAGAGAACAAAUAUAACAUCAAAAAACAUGUUGUUUGAUGGACCUGGUGUUUAGGUUAUACUUAAACAGACUGAAGUUCCUCCGAUUCAAACAAACAGACUUAUCAGUGAAAAGUGGACUUAAAUCAACGUCAAAUUCAUUCUUUUUAUGCAGUGAGAUGAAAAAUCUAUGUAAUUAAAAGUCUGUCAGUAAGGUUCUCUCAGUGGAUCUUAUGCAUCUAAUGUGCAGAGUUUAGUCAGAAAACAGAAUCCAGCUUAUUUUAUGCUACAGUACAUCUAUGCUACUAGUUUCUGUUCUUCUAAGUUUGUGUUUAGACAGUGCUAACAGUACAGGAAGCCCACUGGUUUCCUCGUUUCUUUUUCUAAGAGAAGAGUAACUUUGCUUCUGCUUUAGUUUGUCUGUUGCCUUGAGGAACUGAAAGAUGUGGAGCCUUUACUUGCUCCUCAUGUGCACUGCUGUGAGUUGGGUGACCGGUGAUGUAAUCUCUGUGUUCGGAUAUGAGGGCAGCGCUGUGAAGGUUCCCUGUCCAUAUGGUCGAGGAUAUGAGGAUUAUGAAAAGUACCUGUGCAAGCACGACUGCAAAGUUGAUCAUGACGUACUUAUUAAAUCAAAAGGAAAUAACAACAAAUACUCAACCGAUGAUGACAAAAGAGCAAGAACCUUCACAGUGACCAUCUCUGAUCUUCGUCUUGAGGAUGCUGGAAAAUACUGGUGUGGAGUGACCAAAGACUUUACAGAUAUAUACAAGGAAGUAAAGCUGAACAUAAGACCAAGUAAAAGAAUAAACUGUCCGUACGACUCUGAGUCUGUCAACAAGCUGAAGUUCCUCUGCGGAGGAAACCGGCCCUCCACAUGUCGACAGCAGGCAGUGAUCACCUCUAACAACACACAAAAUGGACGAUUCAGACUCUCUGAUGACAGGAAGUCAAGAAUAUUCACAGUGACCAUUUCCAGUCUGACCCUGGAGGAUUCUGGGUCGUAUCUUUGUGGAGUCCAGAGAAACUCAGGAUUUGAUGAUGUUACGGCUUCAGUGGGUCUCUGCCCUUUUUUCCUUUUAGGGUUCUGCAGACAGGUCUCUGCAGGUGAUGCGUGUUGCCCUGAUUGGUGUUCUGCAGCUUUAAAACUGCCAGCCAUGCAGCAGUGA
This is a messenger RNA of Xiphophorus hellerii (green swordtail), 2044 nucleotides long. Its product is annotated as CMRF35-like molecule 8. Gene Ontology annotation, cellular component: plasma membrane. The record is from RefSeq and is a predicted model, not a curated record. Gene Ontology annotation, molecular function: transmembrane signaling receptor activity. The coding region runs from base 1322 to 2044 and encodes 240 amino acids. The transcript is spliced from 3 exons. Lineage: Eukaryota; Metazoa; Chordata; Actinopteri; Cyprinodontiformes; Poeciliidae.